AUGGACCUUGUCAAUGGAACCACAGUUCAGGCAUUCAUUUUGCUUGGAUUUGGAGGUGAACUGCAGAAACGAUUCCUGCUGCUCAUCUUUUUCACUGCUCUUUAUGUCUUCACUGUGGCAGAGAACAUCACUGUGAUCACUCUGGUGUUCCUUGAUGCUCAGUUGCCCCGGCUUCCCAUGUACAUCCUGCUGAGCAAUUUCUCCUGGCUGGAGAUAUGUUAUGUGACCACUACAGUACCCCGGAUGCUUCUUGACCUGGCAUCCCAUCACGGGAUCAUCUCCUUCCAUGCCUGCUUUCUCCAGUUCUACAUCUUCUUUUCCCUUGGUGUCACUGAAUGCUUUUUCCUCUCAGCAAUGGCCUUGGAUCGAUAUUUGGCCAUUUGCCAGCCGCUGCGCUACCCGCAAAUUAUGUCCCAAUAUUCCUGCUAUGUUCUGGUGGCUGCUUGCUGGGUUGUUGGCUUCCUGUGGUACCCUAUCCCAGUGGGAUUGAUCUCCAAGUUGUCAUUUUGUGGACCUAAUGUGAUUGACCAUUUUAUGUGUGAUUUUGGGCCAAUCCUGGCCCUUGCGUGCCCUCCACUUGGAAUUGUGCCCCUUGUCUGCCAGGUAUUCAUGAAUGCUGUGAUGGUGUGCAAUGUUCCAUUUGUGGUGCUCUCCUAUGGGAAUAUAAUUUUCACCCUCAUAAAAUCUACUAACCAAGGAAGCCGCAAGAAGGCCUUCUCCACUAUCUCUUUCCACAUAAUGGUGGUGACACUUUUCUAUGGCAGUGUUGGAGCAAUGUAUUUGAUUCCAGGUGGAGAAAGCCAGUCAGAGGUUACUAAAGCGAUUACGGUCUUCUACACUGCCAUUACGCCUUCUCUCAAUCCUCUGAUCUAUUGUCUGAGAAAUGAUCAGGUGAAGGAAGCACUAGAGAGGUUGCUGAAGAGAAAGGAGAGAUGGUUUCAGAGAAAAGAGAUGAUUUAA
Sceloporus undulatus (fence lizard) is the source of this 960-nucleotide messenger RNA. Its product is annotated as olfactory receptor 11G2-like. Gene Ontology annotation, molecular function: G protein-coupled receptor activity; olfactory receptor activity. Gene Ontology annotation, biological process: G protein-coupled receptor signaling pathway. Lineage: Eukaryota; Metazoa; Chordata; Lepidosauria; Squamata; Phrynosomatidae. The record is from RefSeq and is a predicted model, not a curated record. The transcript has a single exon. Gene Ontology annotation, cellular component: membrane. The coding region runs from base 1 to 960 and encodes 319 amino acids.